Trypanosoma cruzi is the source of this 1818-nucleotide messenger RNA. RefSeq names its product U-box domain protein, putative. Gene Ontology annotation, molecular function: ubiquitin-protein transferase activity. The coding region runs from base 1 to 1818 and encodes 605 amino acids. The transcript has a single exon. Gene Ontology annotation, biological process: protein ubiquitination. NCBI's taxonomy places the organism in Eukaryota, Euglenozoa, Kinetoplastea, Trypanosomatida, Trypanosomatidae. The record is from RefSeq and is a predicted model, not a curated record.
AUGGCGACCAUCCAGAAGCUUGCGGAGCGGCUUGAGUCCGACGUACCGCUGCGGGUGGAUGAGAUGACGUUUUGGUCCCGGGAGAGUGACAUCGGCCGCGCAAAAGUCUUUUACGGCCCCAGCCUGGAGGAGGCGAAGCGGUGCGCACAACGCAUCUCAGACAAGCUGGUCACGAAGUACCUGAACAACCCCAACACGAAUGAGGUGCCACUGGAUCACAAGUCGCGUGUGUGUCUCAUCCUGAAUAACCUUGCUCUUCACAAGCCCAUCCGGGGCUGCAUCUUUGAUGUAUUGGACAAGCUGGAGGGCAUUUUUGAGGAAUCGAUAAAGGAGGAUGGAACGUUGCCGUUUAAUCCCGAUCUGGGACGCAUGACGGAGCAUGUAGCCGUGCUUCUCAUGCGUGUGACCGGAUACAAGCUGAAGGCUGUGAAUGUGCUUGAGUUUACGGACGGGAACGCACAAUUUUCUGUGCAGCUUAUGCUCGCUAUAUUGCUGAAAGAACCUGCGUACGAAUUUGGACUUCGAGGUAAUUGCAUAACCAUCAUUCUUGGCUUCACGCAACCUCAGGCUUUUUUUGAUUCCUCAAAAGGAGUAGAGGAGGCCUCUUGCCUUUUAUUUACGGAGAAGGUCGACUCCCUGUUGGCCUUAAUGCUUCGACUGAGAGCCGUUCAAGUCAUCAGUGAUGUCUUGACCGAGCAACUGGACAGUACGAACGUGAUGACUCCACUGCUCCAUGUGGCGACAUGCAGUGUCAUGCGUUGUGUCAUGAAUAUAUUCCGUUUUUCAUCCACAAAGUCAACGCAGUGGCGACAACACAUUCUACUUUCCACCACCUUACUGGAUCAUUCUGUGACGUUGUACCUUCUCAUGCAGUGCGAGGCCUUGCAAAAGAGUUUGGAGGGAGCGAGCCCGGAUCUUAGCGUUGAAAUGCUACGCGGAAUGUCACUAGGAUUUAAAUUUGCUUCUUUGUGCACCUUUCGUAUGCACCGCCAUGCUAGAAGGGUGCGUCUGUUCUGUCCUUACCUGCAUGACAUGUUACAGUUUUCAAUUCGCCACGUGAGACAAGAUAACCCGGCGUCUGGUGUUCUCAUGCGCCUGUAUGUGGACAUGUUCCACCUCAUGGCCAACAUAGAUGCUCUUGGCGGGGAGAAAGAUCUCUCCAUUGAGGAAAUCCCUCAACAAUUGCUGAGCGAGGCCCUCUUGAAAACAACCGAGGCUUUCUUGCAGCGGGAGAUUGCCCCGGGCGGGCUGGCAUGGGCGCGGGCGUGGCACACUGCUCUGAAGACAGUGGAGGCGGACACACUUGUCGACCGCAGCACCCACACUUUUACCACACUGGAGAAGCUCUUUGGCGAUUUGGAGCCACGCGUGGCGGCGCACCAGCCGCUGCCGUCUCCCGCCCCUGUUGCUGCGGGAGGAAGGCAUCGCAUCCUGGGCGAGAUGCCCCCGCUACGUUCAAAGACAGCCGAAGUGAAGGUGCCCGUUGAAAGUGCCGCGGCCCCAGUGGACAUGAAACAGCACAUCGAGGUGGUUCGGAAGGACGUCAUUGAAGGUGUUGAUCCCAUCCUGCUGUGCGCCCUCACCGGCAAUGUGAUGAAGAGACCUGUUGUUUCGCCGUAUGGCCACACGUUCGAGCAGGAGGCGUUACUCGCGUGGCUCGAGCAGAACGGCUCCGUGUGCCCCAUCACAGGGAAAACGCUGACGGCGGAUUCACUGAGACCCAACAAGGAGGUGGCGGCGCUCAUCAUGAAGCGGGUGAUUCAAGAGAGCAUGAGCACAUACAAUCAGGAAAACGAGGCCGAUCUCUACGACUUUUAG